Molecule: messenger RNA, 6390 nt
Organism: Plodia interpunctella (Indianmeal moth)
Lineage: Eukaryota; Metazoa; Arthropoda; Insecta; Lepidoptera; Pyralidae
Gene: eRF1
Product: eukaryotic translation release factor 1
Exons: 9
Coding region: 379-1686 (435 amino acids)
Biological process (GO): cytoplasmic translational termination
Cellular component (GO): cytosol; translation release factor complex
Molecular function (GO): translation release factor activity, codon specific; sequence-specific mRNA binding
Source: RefSeq, a predicted model, not a curated record
UAGCUGCCUUUUGCUGCCUUGCCUACGACGACUAGACGGACGAGUCGGAAGAGUUCGUUCGAUUGUGGUGUGCUCACGUCAUCUUUUUAUCUUAUUUCUGUGUCCCACAUGCUUAGGGGUAACCGAAAUAAGAAAAAAUCCAAGAAUCCCCGCACAAGAAGAAAAGAUAGAGCGCUGGCGGACUUAAAAGUGAAUUAGAAAGUGUGUGAACAGAGUUUCGAGGUGUCUCGUUCGUCCGGUUUGAUCUGGUUCUCAGCAGUCAAGCCACACCACGAGUAGCGAUCUCCUAUUUCCUCAUUUAAUAUUAUUUACUUUCGUGUAUUUAAAAUACUUUUGUUGUAAUUUAUCUUAUUUGUGGUGAACUAGUGAUUUUAUAAAAUGUCAGAGGAAUCUUCAGCAGAUCGAAAUGUUGAGAUAUGGAAGAUCAAGAAACUCAUCAAGAGUUUGGAGAUGGCAAGAGGGAAUGGAACAUCAAUGAUAUCCCUAAUCAUUCCACCCAAGGAUCAAAUCUCGCGAGUGUCAAAAAUGUUAGCCGAUGAAUUUGGUACUGCAUCCAACAUCAAAUCUCGAGUGAAUAGGCUCUCUGUGCUUGGAGCUAUUACUUCUGUACAGCAUAGGCUCAAGCUUUACACUAAGGUUCCUCCCAACGGCCUGGUUAUAUACUGUGGCACCAUCGUAACAGAGGAAGGCAAGGAGAAGAAGGUCAACAUAGACUUUGAGCCUUUCAAGCCGAUCAACACCUCACUGUACUUGUGCGACAAUAAGUUCCACACAGAGGCGCUCACUGCUCUGCUGGCAGAUGACAAUAAAUUCGGUUUCAUUGUCAUGGACGGUAACGGAGCGCUGUUUGGUACUCUGCAGGGAAACACUAGAGAGGUACUUCACAAAUUCACCGUGGACCUUCCAAAGAAGCACGGGCGCGGUGGUCAGUCAGCCCUGCGUUUCGCCCGUCUCCGGAUGGAGAAGCGUCACAACUACGUACGGAAGGUGGCCGAGGUGGCUACGCAGCUGUUCAUCAGUGCGGACAGGCCCAACGUGGCCGGGCUCAUUUUGGCUGGUUCCGCUGACUUUAAAACCGAGCUCUCUCAGUCUGAUAUGUUUGAUCCCCGUCUGCAAGCCAAAAUCAUCAAAUUGGUGGACGUGUCGUACGGCGGCGAGAACGGAUUCAACCAGGCCAUAGAGCUGGCCGCGGAGUCGCUGCAGAACGUUAAGUUCAUACAAGAGAAGAAACUCAUUGGACGGUACUUCGACGAGAUCUCACAGGAUACCGGCAAGUAUUGCUUCGGUGUGGACGACACUCUGCGCGCGCUCGAGCUCGGUGCCGUCGAGACACUCAUCUGUUGGGAGAACCUCGACAUACAGAGAUAUGUACUGAAAUCGCACGCCACCAACAUGGAGACGAUCCUGCACCUCACCCCCGAGCAAGAGAAGGACAAAUCUCAUUUCACAGACAAAGAGAGCGGGGUGGAGCUGGAGCUGGUGGAGUGCCAGCCGCUGCUGGAGUGGCUCGCGAACAACUACAAGUCGUUCGGCGCCACGCUCGAGAUCAUCACCGACAAGAGCCAGGAGGGCAGCCAGUUCGUGCGCGGCUUCGGCGGCAUCGGAGGCAUACUGCGAUACAAGGUGGAUUUCCAAUCGCUUCAGCUCGACGAACCGCUGGACGACGUCGACUUGGACGACUAUUAAGAAAAUAUAGGAAUCUCGUAUCACGAAACGCAUAUUGCCCAUAAUUUAUUACUGUAGAUCAUAAGAGAUAUGCUUGCAUAAUUAAUUUAGGUUGAGCUUGGUUUUAUGGCAAUAACAGAGUAAAAUAUAGACAACGUAGCCGUAACGAAAUAGAGUAGUUUGACAACGAUCUCCGUGGGGCUGUGGUCACGCCGGUCUGUCAUCUGGAAGUACUGGGUUCGAUUCCCAGGGGGGGCAAAUAUUUGUAGUAAUCACAGAUAUUUGUCUACGAUUCUGUGUUGUUUGCAACUUCUCGACGUUGUACCGGGCAUGUGAUGACGGGCAAAAGAUAUCCCUCUAUCCCGUUUCUUCUCGUGAAUUUCUAAUAUUUGUUUCUUUUGUGUGAGCGAAACGAAAAAUAUGACGAUGUCUAUAGUUUUCUCUGUCUCUUUUUUACGGUAUAGUCGACAAAUGCCACGUUCUGGAAAUGACAGGCGAGUUAACGACAGAUUCUGUGGAUGCCUUAUUCGGCAAAUGACAAAUUCUAUAUACGCCGGGUGCUAAUAACUCCAUUUUUUGUAAAAAUAUAGAUUUUUGCAAAUUUUUAUUAUGUCAAUACCAGAUCCAGUGGAAUUUACGUGAUCGUGUAAGUGUAACAAACUUCCUUCAAAAAUAGAAAGGAUGUCCUUUCAAAUUUUUUUGUAUUUGUAGUUGGCUAACAAAAAACAUAGGAUUUAUAGAAUCUCUCUAAAGGGAAUCAACCGAACCUCAACCGAAUCUUAAAAAAUAAAGAUUUAUUUCUUACGCAAACCCUGGGUUUCGGGGUGUCACAACCAUAAUGUAACUGCGAACACGCGAAAGUGGAACGAGGUAUAAUCGAUCAUUUCAGAAUCUGGCAUGUGGCGACACUACGAGUUUUAAACACGGGCGGCCGGAACGCGGCGCGCGGCCGUUAUUUUACCGAUUGCUAUUGAUAUACUUAUUUUGUUACUACAGUCGUAUGGCAAUUUUCACCGACGAACACCUUAGGCUUUCCUAUAUAGGCGACACUUAUGCUAAAAGUGCUCUUAAAUGUUUUUUCACACUUAUACUCCUCCGCUCCCCUCCCCGGCUAUAUGACGUUCAAAGAAAAGUGAUCUUUAAAGCGUCGUCUGUAGACAUACUUUACGUUGACAACAAUUUAGCGGACUGCUCGCUGUCAGCGCUUGUCUUGUCAAUGUAAAGUAUGUCUACAGGGGACGCUUUAAAGAUCACUUUUCAUUUUUUUCAUCUUUUGUCUGCGUUAUUUUUUCCGGGAUAAAAGGUACUCUAUAAUCCUUCUCCAUAUUUCAAACUACAUGUAUGCAAAAUUUCAAGAAGAUUGGUUGAGUAGAUAGAGCGUGAAGAGGUAACAAAUUUACUUUCGCAUUUCGCUCGUCUUGUCAAUGUAAAGUAUGUCUACAGGGGACGCAUUAAAGCUCACUUUUCAAUGAACGUCAAAUUGCGGUGCGGGAGAAGUAGUUAGAACCUUAACUCGGAAACCCUCGUGUUUAUAAAAAAUAGUAUCAAUUUUAGUAAUGUUUUGUCCUUAUCAUCAUAUCAAUAGCUAUAUUUAAAUGCCCUGACUGUUUGGGCAUUAGUCUUCCUUAUGAAUGGAUAAUAAGUAUGGGCCACGACCCACCACGCUGGCCCAAAACGGAGUGGUGGGUUGUCACGACUGCAAAUAAAACCGGGACCAACGGCUUAACGUGCCUUCUGAAGCAAGGAGGAGCUCGAGAUAAUACUUUACAUUUUUGUCACCCAUUCCGUGACCGACCAUUGCGAAAUUGCUUGCCACGCUAACCUCUUCAUCUUAAUACAAUAUUUGACAUUGACGUAAGACAAAACAUAUUUUAACUAAAAUUGACAUUUUUUUAUGUAUGAGGGCAAUUAGCUUCGCUUCGGCAAUUUAUUGAAGUUAGUUUUGAUUCUUUAUAUAUAGUUAAAAAAAAAAAGCGAAUCGGGCUAAAGACACAGAGUUUUACUCUUGUUUGAUUCCUGAAUUAAGUUCUAAUGUAAACCAAUGACAGGUAUACAUACACAUUACCACAAAUCAAAUUAAACUAAACAAAUUUUAUCAAAAAUAAUAUUGAUUUGUGAUUUAUUAAUCCUUUAUUAGGCUGAGCAAGUUUUGUUUAAAGACAUUCAGGCUAUCGACAAAUAUCUCCCGGGUCGCAUUUUAGGGAAUUAAAUGUUAUACGUACGGCUAUCAGGAUCACUUAUUUAUACAUUUUCAAGGCUAAUAAUAAUGCUGCCGAGUACAAAGUAAAGUUAGGUGUGUCUCGGUAAAAGUUGCCAUUAGUUCAUACGAUAAAUUAGUAGAAAAUGCUAGUCAUUGCAAUACUGAUAUUGUAAUACCGGAGAUACGGUUUAGAUGAAAUUAUACUGUGCAGUCAAUGUAUGUGAGAAACGCAUAUUGGCAGCUAAACGACUCGAAUCAUACAUUGCGUUGUUUGUAUGUGUGCUUUUAUUUGCCGCAAUGAAAAACCAGCAAUGUGUGUCGAAUCCGCCAAAGUUUGGAGAAUUGUUUCGCGAUAAUGUGUAGCCGGCGUAACAGAUUCGCAAAUGGUGAGAAUCGUUAAAAUAUCACAAAAAUAAAUAUGAUAUUUUGCGAUUCUGACAUUUCGCAAAUUUGACGUUAUGCGAAUCGGGCAUUCAGCGUCGCCUAACAUCAGUUUCUGUUCUAGAAAAUCUGUCACUAAGGUCCAUCUAUUACGUCACGCAUGAAAGUGAGGGGGGUCGUCUUGUCUAUGAAGCUAUAGACAAUAACCAGUCCUGCCAACAACUUAUUGAUGCAAGGUACAUAUAUUUCUAUCUCUUUCAUAGGUACAUAGCCCGACCUCUCUUAUACAUUGCGAAUACAGUUAUGCAAUGUAUAGUUAUGCAUUUCAGCGUGCAAGAAGGAGAGGUUGGGCUACAGAUGAAAGGGAUAGUAAUACAUGUACUUACUUUGGAUCAAAAAGUUCUUCGGAGUACUGACUCCAGUUUUACCUACAGCUUCAUGAUUUUGUCUCACAUCAAACCCCCUCCCUUAAUUAGUGUCAACAUCAGAUUUUUUUCGCCUUGAGUAACAGUGUUAGGGCCAUACGCCAUUAGUCAGUCACGCUACUUUACGAGGACGCAGUGGCUCCGUUGUUAUGACACUGAAGUACAUUCAAACUCUUCAUACAAUUUCUACGUUGAUUCGUCGGCGGACGUGAACGUGACGGAGAACGACAGAGUGCAACAGAGCGCAAUGGCGUGUGGAUUUUACAUAUCAAGGGUAUAUCUCAACGUUUAUGUAUAUGCGUUUCUGACACACAUCGACAGAUCCGAAUAGAUGCCCUAACAUAACACUGUAUGAAUAGUUCCUAUUUAUCAAAUAAGAUAAAAAGGACGGAGAAUGAAAAUAAUGAUGAUUUGGUCACAUUAUUAACAUUUUAUUUAUAUUAGAGUGCAAUGGAAGUGUGUAGUUUAGGCACUUAGCUAUGUAGUGAACGUGUUUGUUACUUUGGUAAUAUAUUUUAAAACCCUCUGUAACCGCACACUGGCGCAAUCAUCACAUUUUUAUCAAUUUAUAUUUAUUAGCAAAAAAUAAAAAAAAAACUAUCUUGAUAAAUUAUAUGAAAACAAUAACAUUUUCUAAAAAAAUACUAAGUGUGGAUGAUUUCGCAAAAAAAAUAAUAAAACGUGAUGAUGGCGCCGGUGUGCGGCUUGACAGCGCCUUAAGGUCGUAGCUACAUUACAUGACACUCCCAACUGGCAAAAUGUUGUUCAUUAAAGAGCGAGUAUGUGUGUUUUAUGCAAUGAAUUUUAAAUAUUUAAAAAUAUAUAGACUCGCCAUAAAGCUCACUUUUAAAUGAACUUUAUUUUGCCGGGUGGCAGCGGUGCGGUAAUGGUUGCCCAAGUCAUUUACGCUCCAUAUUGACAAGCAACAGGACAAUUUUUCACAUGAAAUCAACAAUUAAAACGAAGUGUGCUGCAUGAUUUCUAAUUUCAAUACAUUGAGGAUAUGUUGGCCAAAUAUGGAUAGAUUAUCGAUACAGAUUGAUUAAAGUAAUCGUGAUUAUAUUUGUUAAUCAUGAUUACUUUUAUCUAACAACCGAAACAGCUAGCUUACUUGUGUCACGUGAGGUUGAGACUAAUUAAUUGCCUAAUAUUAUUGAGACAAUAGGCAUUAUUUGGUAUUAGACUACUGAUGAUUUUUCAUCAGUCAUAGGCCACACGUUUACCGAGUGCGGUCAAAUGAUGAAAUUGAAAUUAUAUAUUUUUUGCUCACCAUACACGCGUGUAUGUGUUCUCAUGGUGAAUAGUUAAAAUAUUUUUUUCUUUCUUCAUGUGACUACAAGCUGGGAUUAGGCGAUUCACACACGGCGGCGCGCGGCACCAUAAAGCCACAGAUACACUAGGGAACAUUUGACGCGCAACACAUCGUUCUUUCCUUUUCAUUACAAUUUGCAUGAGUGAGAUCGGCUAUGUGCUAUUUCACUCGAGUCAGUGGUAAUGCGUGAGAUAGAGUGAUCAUGCGUGGAAUGUUGCCCAGUGUAUUCGUAGUAUAGUGCCGCGCGCCGCCGUGUGUAUUGCAGCUGCUUCCGCUGCAGCGCGCAGUGUGAGAAUCGUUUUAGGAAGAAGGUAGUAGAAGCAAGUACAAUUACUGGCACAAAUGUUUGGUCCGCGAUAUAUUUUUAAGAUUUUUUUUUCCAUUCAUUAAACACAUAGUGCACUGCA